Molecule: messenger RNA, 2575 nt
Organism: Ixodes scapularis (black-legged tick)
Lineage: Eukaryota; Metazoa; Arthropoda; Arachnida; Ixodida; Ixodidae
Exons: 1
Coding region: 260-1588 (442 amino acids)
Source: RefSeq, a predicted model, not a curated record
GGCGUGCCAUUGUGGCGCUGCGAGCGCUUUGUUUUCAUGGUUCUAUGGUUCUAUCGGCUAUCGCCGCAUCUUUUCCGAAAGUGGUAUUCCAAAUGCAACGAUGAUUUACGACGUGUUUAUUAAUUGCCUCGUUCUACCAGAACUAUGUGCAACUUACAGCACCCAGCCGAACCUAAGUGAUUCCUAAACCUUUCUACAACACUCCGUAACUUUUAUCGGUAUACACAAACGGCGUACCCUGCGAAGAGGUUCAGCAAAAAUGAAGAAGUACACCCAGCUCGCGCUAAUUGUCAUUUGCAUUGUCUCCGUGCUCGCGUUGCUGGUCUGCGAGCGACGCUACGCCAACAUGAAGGUUAUACUCGAAGUGAUGGACGUCUUCGAGACGAAGGACUCCGCUGUCAAAUGCGAGCGGCAGAUCGAAGCCCUGCGCAAGUCCCACUUCGGGUCGCUGUCAAGCACGACGCCUGCCAUCUUCCCUGUGUGGAAAGAAGUUCUCGGCGGCGCUUUUUCUGUUUAUUCUGCUUUCUGGGACUGCGAAAGCGAGCAGAACGCUUCGCGCGUGGUCAUAGCCUUCGAGAACUCGCUGCCGCCAGAGCUUAGGUGCUUUAUUUGGUUCGAUCACCGGCAUCACGUCGAAGCGGACAGCGUGGACGUUCAAGUUUUGGACGUGCAGGGAACUUCGUCGACUGCGGUGUUGGAGUGUCUCGUACGAAACGUGUCGCUCGAACCGCUCGGCGUCUCCUUCUCGACAGCCGAUCGAAGCGUCAUGUCGCAUAUCAUCUCUCUUCAACCCACCAGCGGGAACGCUACGUCCAACUUCAGUGUCUGUGUUCCGCCACUUGCUUCGUCGGUGACACCGCUGGCCCUGGCCGAGUUCAGCAUCUACCACCGCCACAUCGGAGUUGAGGACUUCGUGUUCUUCGAUGGGGACGCGUUACCGAACGCCAAGAGGCUCCUGGCUGCCGUUCCGGCGACCACUUACGCGACGCUGACGAUACUGCCCUGGAACGUGCCGGCCAAGUUCGUCGAUGUGGCCGAGUCCGCUCGUAUCGCCGACUGUCUGCUGCGCACGAAACGAAGAUCUCGGAAUACAGUCUUCCUCGAUACGAACCAGUUCGUGUCACUCUACCAGGCCAAAGACUUGAAUCAGCUGUCGCGCGGACUGAGCACGCUCGUGGACGCGGACGCCGUCGAUCAAGUGACGCUCUUUCACACGCAUUACUUCUGUGACGAAUUUUCGGACGACGUCGUGGCGAGCUCGCUGGACAUAAAGUUCGUGACGCAACGGAAGGUCCGCUACCACCGAGUGUCCGAAAAACACUCUGUGUUCCUGGUAAAGCCCGGUUUUUCGAAGGCGAUCGUCGCGGCUCUGCGAAAUCCGAACCACCCCGUGGAGGGCAACGUGCUUGUGCCCGAACGUUCGGCGGUCGUGAACGUUUACCGUGAAUGCCGCAGUCUUUUCCCCGUGAGGAACACGAGGGAAAACUACGUGCCCGAUAUGCAAAUGACUCGGUUUCGCGGCCUCCUUUACACGUCCAAGUUGUACCGCUAUUUUGAGAAACAACCUUAUGCCAGCUUAUUGCUGUGAAAGCCGCUUCCAACGGAUUAGAUUAGGAGACGGAGGUUGAAACUGCCGCAACAAGUGUGCAGCUUUGUGAGGUUGGAUCUUAUCGGAUGUGAAACUACUGCAACCACGGUGCUGCUUCGGGAGGCUGGAUUUGCCAAGUUUUGGGCGGCAUUUUCUUAAUCUGCAUAUUUACAAACUUUUGUUUUGCUCCAGCAGUGUGCAGUAAUGGCGUAUAAGUUUCGUUCCAAUUUAUGUUCCCGCUUUGUAUACCUUUUUAUUGUGGAUUUACAAAGACAAUGUAAACCGUAGAAUCCCGUGCAUUCGCCCAUUCAGCACCAAGCGCCCACUCCCAAAUUUGUAAGAUCUAAGAAAAUACGCACAGUCUGUUUACUAUAUGUAAACUUGAUGACAGAACAAGCACCUGUCCCCCAUUUUUUCGCGAUUAUCUCCAAAUUUUGAGUGAGCUCUUGCCCGGUAUUCUACGGUAUAUUGUAAGGCAGCAAAGGCAUCUGAGCUGACAUGUUUAUUAAGCUUAUACACAUUGGGAAUGGUUUCUGUGUUCAGCUUAUGUUAGUGUCGAUGGCCGAAUACUUUCAACGAUCUCAUAGCAUCAUACAUUUAGAAUGUCUUGUUCUCCCAUCUAUGUUGUGGCUUCCAUUUAUAAACAUUCAGGGUAUUUCAGUACACUAUGGGACACUGUUAGCAUGAAAAUGACAUUGGCAGUGUUCCACAUGUUACUCAAACGAGGCAUCCCAAUUUACCACUUAAGUUAGUGCACCAAAUGAGCCCUUUCCACCACACUCAGUUUCGAUGACAGCCUUUGCUCAUUUGUGCUAACUGUGGUGCUCCCUGUACAUACUUGGCAUCACAUGUUCACCAAAAUUAAGGUAUUCCAACUUCCAUGUUUCAUACCAAUGUUCUCUUCCCACAUGCUCUUUACACGAUGUAACAUGUGGCUAUAACACCCAUGUUCAAGUACCCUCAAAUAUAUUUUUUUACAAGCAAAAA